Solanum stenotomum is the source of this 1142-nucleotide messenger RNA. RefSeq names its product plant UBX domain-containing protein 1. Gene Ontology annotation, biological process: protein-containing complex disassembly. The record is from RefSeq and is a predicted model, not a curated record. The coding region runs from base 66 to 821 and encodes 251 amino acids. The transcript is spliced from 7 exons. NCBI's taxonomy places the organism in Eukaryota, Viridiplantae, Streptophyta, Magnoliopsida, Solanales, Solanaceae. Gene Ontology annotation, molecular function: ATPase binding.
UAUAAAACCGUAAACUCAGCGAAGGAAAGAGGUCAGAGGCGAAUUCUCGUUUACUUGUGUGGGUAAUGAUAGUUGAUUCUGCAUCAGCUACAAAGCGCCAGAGAUUCACCGUCGUUGAUCCAAUGGAGUUGGAAUCAGCUAAGGCGAAGCUUGCUGCUGCAAAAGAAAAGUUUGGAUGUGAAAUCCGUGUAUUUGAAACAGCAACAGCUUCUUCAGUGCCUCCUGAUGUUUCCAGCAAUGUGUUAGAGGAGCCCGAAGACUUCUAUGAGUUCACUCCGGAGGAUUAUUAUCGACUUUUGGGAACUAAAAAAGAAGAGAAGCACUUGAAGACGAAGAAAAUUCGUGAGGCAGAAGAAGCUGUGCGCAGAGCAAGGAUAACUAAGGCUGUAAUCAGAGUACGCUUCCCGGAUAAUUAUAUAUUGGAGGCCACAUUUCAUCCGUCAGAGACAAUCAAGAGCUUACUUGACCUUCUUGUGAAAGUGAUUGCUCGCCCUGAACUGCCUUUCUAUAUCUAUACCACUCCUCCUAAGAAGCAAAUAAAAGAUUUUUCUCAGGAUUUCUAUUCUGCUGGAUUUAUUCCUGGUGCUGUUGUUUAUUUCUCUUACGAUCUACCCAAAGGUGAUGAUGGUGCUGCAGCAUCAGGAUCCUAUCUUCAAGAAGAGGUCAUGUCUUUGCAAGGAUUGGAUUCUAUGAUAGAGAAGAUGGAGCCUGGUGAACCUAGCAGAGGUGAAUCUCCAACAACCAAACCCCCUCCUUCAGUGCCAGAUCAAAAGCCUGCUGCUGAUAAGAAGAAAAUUAAGCCAAAGUGGUUGAAACUGUGAUAUGGUCGAUGAUCUCAGGGUUAUACUAUUACUCUAAUCCAGUGUUAUAUGUGAUUCAUAGCUUGUUCUGUAUGUAAUCAGUUGUCACUUUGCUUCAGAUGGAUAGUCACUUGCUGGAGUUGUAUGACAAAAGCUUUUCUUGUUUUGUAUGUAAUCAGUCGUCACUUAGCUUCAGAUGGAUAGUCAGUUGCUGUCCAGUAUGCGAAAAGAGGAGGUUUGAACUUGGAAAUAUUCAAAUAUAGAUUUGAAGUCUAACUUUAGAUACUUGUUUACUUGAUCUGUCCAUAACCAAAUAUAAGGUAUUACAGUGUUUUACCAAAA